AAAAUAUUUUCGAACAUCAUUGGUUUAUAUAUAAGUCCAUUAAUCUUUCUUAAAUAUUUAAUAUACUUAUAAGCUGCGAUUCAAUUCAGAACAAUUCCAAGUUCAAUAUGCGAGUGUUAGGAAAGAUACACCGGAGUCUGACUCAAGGGUCGCUUCAGAAUAGAGACUUACCGGAUAAUACACGUCAUUUAAAUGGAAAUAGGGUUAAUUCCAAUCGAAAAACAUGUACAUGUUUUGGAUCUUUUACAGUGUGUUUGAAAAAGAAAAAGAAUUUUCUUAAAAUUAAGAAACCGGACCAGAAGUCAGAUAUUCUCAUCCAACAUAACAGUGCAGAUAGGCUUGAGGGUGAUGAAUUUGGAGCACAUUUAUGCACCUUCAAAGACAAGUUGAAGGAUGGAUCAAUAUAUAACAGGCAUUUCCUGGUUGACAUUGAGACUGGUGGAACUGUUUAUCAAAUGAAAAUCGACAACAAUGACGAGAUUGUACUUUUGAACGAGGAGUUCGUGCCAGAAUUGACACAUAAUGAAGUUCUAGCACUUUUUCGAGGUGUGAAAGUGGACGGAAUUAGCAGAUUUACACUGGUUUUACGGAGAGUUCGUACCAAAAAGUGGGAAUGGAUAGAAACUAGCGCUAUUCUUGCACCAGACAGACACACUGAUGACCACCCAUUUGUUGAACGUGUUGAAUUCAAAGAGUUAAGAGGCGAAAAAAUUGAAGUGCCAAAAAGCAAACAUCUGUACAAGGUUCCGGGAACGCAACAGUAUUUAGAUAUAUGUGAUGGAAAAGUAUCCAUCGAUACAUUGAAACACGACGACAGCAAUAGAACAAAGAUAAUAACGAAGAGAGCAAAGUACUGGCAGGACGGUGGUGACCAAAUACAUAUAAACUUUGCAGCCGCUCUUAGUGAUGAAGAAAUGAAAUGGUACAUUGGCUUCGAUCGAGACAAAAUCGUUUUAAAACGCGAGCCAGUUUGGUUCAAGAUGAUAAAGGUGGGAAGUAAAUUUCGUUUCAAGUUCAACAAAAAAUAUCUCGGGUAUGACUUGGAGAAUGGUGAAGUGAAGCCAGAAGUCUCCCAGUGUGUUUUUGCAGAACUUCCUGCUUCAGCUACGAACAUUGAAGUUCCACCUAGUCAUUCAGAAGAAUAUAUUCCCGAGAAUAUUGAGAGAAUGUCAGAAGCGCCAUCGGAGAAUUUUCGCCAUAGUAGUUUUGCGUCAUCAUUAAGUUGCAUUCAUUUAGACAACAGAAGCGUUGCAUUAUCACAGACCAGUGUAGAUUCAGACAAUAGUAGCAUUCUGUCAUCUCGAGUCAGUACGAAUUCAGGUGGAGUUUUUGCUGAAUUUCAUAGAAGUUUCAGUGGAACCGAUAGUUGUGGUGAACAAUUUUUAUUGUCUCAAAAAUCUGCAACUAGCGGCUACAGGUCCGACAAUUAUACUGAGGAAGAUAUAACUGUGCGCAAACCAACAGAAAUAUGGCUUAGUGAACCCGAAAAAAAGCCGAAAGAUAUGAUAACGGUGACACCGCCACAAAUUGAUACAUGAUGUUUGAAAGUGUGUUGAAUAUACAAAUUGUUGUACAUACUUAAUAAAUUAUUGAUAUUUAA
Molecule: messenger RNA, 1600 nt
Organism: Mercenaria mercenaria
Lineage: Eukaryota; Metazoa; Mollusca; Bivalvia; Venerida; Veneridae
Exons: 8
Coding region: 108-1538 (476 amino acids)
Source: RefSeq, a predicted model, not a curated record